This is a messenger RNA of Penicillium daleae, 510 nucleotides long. RefSeq lists its product as uncharacterized. The transcript has 2 exons. NCBI's taxonomy places the organism in Eukaryota, Fungi, Ascomycota, Eurotiomycetes, Eurotiales, Aspergillaceae. Gene Ontology annotation, biological process: calcium ion transmembrane transport; intracellular calcium ion homeostasis. Gene Ontology annotation, molecular function: calcium:proton antiporter activity. Gene Ontology annotation, cellular component: fungal-type vacuole membrane. The coding region runs from base 1 to 510 and encodes 169 amino acids. The record is from RefSeq and is a predicted model, not a curated record.
AUGCCCAUCAAGCCAGAUCAGCUUGCAUUUGAAUGCGAUGAUGUUGAGGGGCCACAAUUAAAUCUCUACGUCACUUUGGGAAUGCUAGCCACAUCGACCACGCUAGUUGCGUUCUGCACCCAAUUCGCUGUUGACAGUAUCGACAAUCUCAGUCAGAGAGCCAACAUCUCAAUGGCUUUUAUUGGGCUUGUAUUGCUACCCAUUCUUAACAAUGACUUGGCUCCAAUAACUCAUGCCUUGGCCGAUGAGAUGGAUCGCACUAUAGACGUCACCGUCGGGAAAUGUUUGCAAACAGCUCUGUUCGUGACGCCGCUUAUGGUGCUUUUGGCGUGGCCGAUGAAAAUCGACAAUAUGACUCUCAGUUUCAACGGAUUCGAGAUUGUAAGCUUGUUUGCGUCCGUUCUUCUGCUUAACUAUCUCAUCAUGGAGGGAGAGUCUACAUGGAUUCAAGGUGUUCUUUUAGUUGCGGAUUGGGCUUUAAUUGCCAUUGCUGCCUUUUUUGCCGAGUAA